Molecule: messenger RNA, 438 nt
Organism: Gongylonema pulchrum
Lineage: Eukaryota; Metazoa; Nematoda; Chromadorea; Rhabditida; Gongylonematidae
Source: the annotation of a GenBank genome assembly
AUGGAAGCUCGAUUGUUGCACGAGAAGGAGCACAGAUCCGCACCAGAUUUACAAUGCUGCUACAUUUGUGGCACUACUCGAUGGUGGUUUCAAGCGCCGGCGGAGGAUUUGCCAUACAUUGAUCAUUCUUACAUCCACGCCUUCCAGCUAUUUGCAUUAUGUCGUGAAUGCGGUCUCUGUGUUCCAGACAGGAUAAAGAAUCCGCAUUUUCUUCAGCAUUUUCAAAAACGUCACAUGCAGUGUACGGUAGAACAUAAGUGGCGUUGCCUCAUAUGCGAUACGAUAUUCCUUUCUGGUGAUGCUGAAAGACAUGCUGUAGAACGACAUUUGGUAGUUGGCGUGAAAACGAAUCGAAAGAGCACGUACUGCUUGAAAAUAAGUGAAGUGUUAAUGCGGGCGUUCCUCGGUUAUCCGAUACCUGAUGAUGCAAAAAUAUAA